Molecule: messenger RNA, 1531 nt
Organism: Salvia splendens (bonfire salvia)
Lineage: Eukaryota; Viridiplantae; Streptophyta; Magnoliopsida; Lamiales; Lamiaceae
Product: heptahelical transmembrane protein 2
Exons: 3
Coding region: 365-1420 (351 amino acids)
Biological process (GO): response to hormone
Cellular component (GO): membrane
Molecular function (GO): signaling receptor activity
Source: RefSeq, a predicted model, not a curated record
UGUAGGAAUCAUACAAGCAUUGAGUUGUAAUGUAACAAGUAUCGUAGAUAUAAAAGUAGUUUCUAUGUUGAGUUGAGAAGGAGAGUUAUAUUAACUUAGUUUUUAUGCUGAGAGCGAUAGAGAAGCGGUUAUAACUGCAAGAGAAGGAAUGUAGGGUAGCAGCUUAUUUGCUAUUUAUAUGGACGCCUAUAUUUAGCUAUACACAAAGCGUGUAUAAAUACACAUACGCAUGAUUGCAGCCGUCGACAAAAUAUCCUCGGUGAAGAUCUCACCGGGAAAGAGAGAGCCCGUGUUUCCUUUUUCCGGUGGAGAUCGAUUGAUCAUGACAGUACUGACGAUUGCGUAGUGAGCUAGAAAUUGCGGAAUGACGAUUUUGCCCAAGCAAUUGUCAGCGGCUUGCGACUGUUACAAGAAGAGGAAGGUGGUCGCGAAUUGCGAUGCGGCAUUGAUCAAUUUCGAGGAGCUGCCCGAGUAUAUGAAGGAUAACGAAUUCAUCCGGAAUUAUUACCGAUGCGAAUGGCAGUUGAAGGAUGUUGCUCUCAGCAUUUUCUCUCUGCACAACGAGUCCCUCAACAUUUGGACGCAUUUAGUCGGAUUUUUGAUAUUCUCAAAGAUGAUGAUAAUGAGUUUGAACGAAAAAACGAGCCUCAGAAAUGUCAGGGCGGUCUUCUUCGGGAGCGGAAGUGAUGGAUGGUUGUCAAUGAUAACUGUCAGCUCUCUCUUGAAAUCUCUCUCUUCACUCUCUCUGAAGAAUGAUUCCUACAUAGGAAAGGUAGCUGGAUUAGGAAGCUUGCAUACACAAGAAGAGCAUGCCACUUCAGUUCCUAUAUGGCCAUGGCUGAUUUUCUUGAGUGGAGCAAUGAUCUGCUUGAUUUUCAGCUCAGUUUCCCACCUCUUCGGCUGCCAUUCCCGGCGCUUCCACUACUUCUUCUGGCGGCUCGACUACACCGGCAUCUCCCUCAUGAUAGUCUGCUCCUUCUUCACCCCAAUCUUCUACAUCUUCGCAGACCAACCAUACUGGCGCUUCUUCUACCUCUCCUCGGUCACCAUACUUGGCGCUGCUGUAGUCGUGACCCUGCUCGCCCCCUCGCUAGCGAAUGGCCGCACCAGGUCUUUCAGGGCUACCCUCUUCCUCUGCAUGGGGUUCUCGGGUGUGGUCCCAGCCACCCACGCUGUGAUCCUGCACUGGGAUCAGCCGAAGAUACGUGUGUCCCUCAUGUACGAGGUUGUCAUGUGGCUCAUGUACGGAGCUGGAGCCCUUAUCUACGUAACUCGGGUUCCCGAGAGAUGGAAGCCCGGUGCGUUUGAUAUUGUUGGCCAUAGUCAUCAGAUCUUCCAUGUUUUCGUCGUUGCUGCUGCGCUUGCUCACUGCGCUGCCAGCCUCAUGAUCAUGGACUGGCGGUGCAGCUUGCCGCCCUGAGAUUCUUGCUUUCUUCUCUCGCUUAGCUAGUCUACAUGUUUAAUAUAGGCAAAUGAGAAUGAUUAGCCACUCAGUGUAACAUUAGUCAAUUAAUGGCUCUUCAAAAGUAAA